AUGGGACCACUACCAGUUACACGUAUUACACCUGCACGCCCAUUUGAACGUUGCGGAAUCGACUUUUGUGGGCCAAUAAACACAUAUCUUCGAAUUCGAGGAAAACCACCCACCAAGUCAUAUUUAACUGUAUUCGUGUGCCUCGUAACUAAAGCUGUGCACAUCGAGGUGGUCUCCGACCUAUCAACAAACGUAUUUCUAAAUGCAUUGAAGCGAAUGAGUGGUCUACGUAAAAUGCCAUGUGAUAUCUUUUGCGACAAUGCUACCAAUUUUGUGGGUGCAUCAAACCAGCUAAAGGACCUCAAACAGUUCUUAUUCAAGACUGAAACGUUAAAUGAAAUCUAUAAACAUUGUUCCUCUGAUUUUAUUAAUUUCCAUUUUAUUCCACCCAGGGCACCUCACUUCGGCGGCCUCUGGGAAGCUGCGGUAAAGAGCGCGAAGGGGUUAUUAAAUCGCACAUUGGCAAACACUAAAUUGACAUUCAAAGAGUUAAACACAGUUGCUGUAGAAGUGGAAGACAUUCUUAACUCACGUCCGCUGUCAUCAAUGUCAUCAGAUCCUAAUGACUUUGGUGCACUGACACCUGGUCAUUUUUUGGUGGGUGAUUCUUUGCGUGGCUUGCCUGAGCGCUCAUUGGAGCUGAAGACCGUUUCACACCUUGAUCGCUACAACACAAUCACUGCCAUCAAACAAAGUUUUUGGCGUCGCUGGUCUGUGGACUAUAUAAAUGAACUACGAGCCCGUGUAAAGUGGACAACACCUUCACCUGAUCUCACUAAGGGUGCUUUAGUGAUCAUACAUUAG
Bactrocera dorsalis (oriental fruit fly) is the source of this 804-nucleotide messenger RNA. RefSeq lists its product as uncharacterized. The transcript has a single exon. Lineage: Eukaryota; Metazoa; Arthropoda; Insecta; Diptera; Tephritidae. Gene Ontology annotation, biological process: DNA integration. The record is from RefSeq and is a predicted model, not a curated record. Gene Ontology annotation, molecular function: nucleic acid binding. Bases 1 to 804 code for a protein of 267 amino acids.